GCACGUUCAACUACUAACACACCGUACAACGCGGCUGCUCAGCUCAAAGCACGCAGGAGCAAUGUCAGCCAGCUACUCCACACCCGAGUACACACACUGCAUACGCGAUGCGCGCUUCCGCCGCAGCGUAUACGAGCCGGAGGCGGACACAUUUUUGUUUCUGGAGGCGCUGGACAAGGACACCGACCUGCUGCGUCAGCUCUCCCCGAGCCGCUGCAUCGAGAUUGGGUGCGGCUCCGGCACCGUCAUCACCCAUCUGCGAUGCCGGCUAAUGCCGUCUUCUUCUGGUGCAAAUGCUGAAGGUGCGGAAGAAGAACAACCUUCGGAGCGUCACAGCACCGCCGCGGCAUCUACUGUCGUCGGAGGCCCGCUGUUCUGUGCGGUGGACGUCAACCCGCUGGCUCUCGAGGCCACCGGCAUAACGUGGACAGAGACGCUCCGCAAACACUUCACUUCCGCUGUUCUCGCAGAUCACUUUAGCCGCCUAUUCCAUACCGAUGUCCCGACGUUGCUGGCGGCACCGGUGGUCGCCGUUGCCUCCUCUGGGAACCAGAGUGUCGAAGAAGAAAGAGAAGCGAGCAACUCACCUUCACCGUCUGUGUCGACGCCGUUUCCAAGAAGGGUUGCGACAGCGACUAGUGUCGGUAGAACCUCUAGUGGCAUCUCAAAUGUGCUCCUGUCCACGUAUUGCCUGCGGCGCUUUCAAGGCGAUCUGUUUGAUCCUGUACGCCGCUCAUUGGGCGAGAAGGAUGCCGUCUUCGACGUGAUUCUGUUCAACCCGCCAUAUGUUCCCACUUCUCUUGAGGAACUCGAAGAGGCCAUCGCACAGAAGGACGUCAUUACGGCAGCCUGGUGCGGUGGCCCGCGUGGACGUGUUGUGCUGGAUCGUUUCGUGCGCCAGCUUCCCGCGGCGAUGUCUCGACGUGGGACGUGCUACCUUGUCCUGGUUACGGAAAAUGAAGUGGCGGAUGUGAUGGACUUUGCGCAGCGGGCGUUUCGAGCGUACCUGGAACAAACAGGGGUGGCUGUGCCGGAAGGAGACGUGCUGGAGACCGUCGAGGUGGCUGCGCGGUAUACCGGGGAACACUUAUCGGUCCACCGCCUGCGGUACGUGUCUCCGCUUCGAGAUGCGGUUCCCCCUCCUCUGUGA
Molecule: messenger RNA, 1150 nt
Organism: Leptomonas pyrrhocoris
Lineage: Eukaryota; Euglenozoa; Kinetoplastea; Trypanosomatida; Trypanosomatidae
Product: putative eRF1 methyltransferase catalytic subunit
Exons: 1
Coding region: 62-1150 (362 amino acids)
Biological process (GO): methylation
Cellular component (GO): eRF1 methyltransferase complex
Molecular function (GO): S-adenosylmethionine-dependent methyltransferase activity; protein methyltransferase activity; nucleic acid binding
Source: RefSeq, a predicted model, not a curated record